AUGUCAAAUAUUAAUGGAAAAUCCGCUGCAGCCGACGGCAUGGCAGCAGUGAUAAGCGCCUGCAGCGGAAUACCAGAAAGACUCGACGAAAGUGAACACUGCCUGCUCUAUACGAAGGCCUGCCUUGAGUGUUUAGCCAACCAACUCACCUAUUUGGGACGUCUUGUAGCACCUCCCACUCAAUGGGCCCACCCCAUUCGGGGACCUCUGAGUUUGCAUAUGCCUCUAAGUCGCCACGCUGCCUGCUUCCUCUGUCUGUCUGUUAUGACGCACAAGGCCUCCCUCCGCGACCUCAUGACGCCCUUCAUGCACCCCAACCUGGCGGUGCUUCGUCGGCUGAUGGAGGAACUGGCCAACGUCCUGGUAAGCCCGUUAUCUUCGAAUCCUUGCUGA
This is a messenger RNA of Dibothriocephalus latus, 393 nucleotides long. The record is from the annotation of a GenBank genome assembly. Lineage: Eukaryota; Metazoa; Platyhelminthes; Cestoda; Diphyllobothriidea; Diphyllobothriidae.